Molecule: messenger RNA, 5927 nt
Organism: Sturnus vulgaris (Common starling)
Lineage: Eukaryota; Metazoa; Chordata; Aves; Passeriformes; Sturnidae
Source: RefSeq, a predicted model, not a curated record
UAACAAGAAUGCAUCAAUUUGAGGGUUGAAAUUAAAAUUGUUUUCCUAACUGUAGAAAUGUUUUUUAAAGCAUGGGGUUUAUUUUGAGCAUAUUGAAACCAUCUCAGGAAUUGGAUGGAACUGAUAUUCAGAAAAAUCUGAAAAUUUAAUAUAGGCACAUGCAACUUUGUCAAGCUAUUUCGUGACUAUGUGCUUUAUCUGUCAAAGCAAUCUGACUCAGAGUACACAUAGAAUUUCCUAGAAUAGGAGUAACUUGACUGACGUGUCCUUUAUUUUAAGAUGUUAUUUUUACUGAAUCAGUUGUUUCAUAAUCCAGUUAUCAAUAUUCUUGAAACAAAGGCAGUUACCACCAAGUUGCUAAGUGACUAUAAGCUUGCAUAAGGGGUAAUUAGGACUGUAAAGAAAAGGAGUAGACUGCUCACUUCUGAUGUUUCCAGUAUAAAUCUAAGAAUUCUUGUAUAACUUUUCAAGUUCAUUCUUUGACACUGAUGUGGCUGCGAUUUGUACAGAAUUUAGUUUUAUCUUGCUGGAUAGCGAGUACCAAAGGAUAUGUUACAAGAACUGUCAAAUCAUAAUGUAGUUAAUUGUAGGAUUGCCUUUCCACAAGGUGUAUUACUUCCUUAUUACCCUAAAUGUUGGCUAGUGCUUAGUUUCAUUUUUUAAAGCAAGUGGAAGCAGAAUCUUUGAGGUACAGAUGUCUGGAAGUGUCAGGGACUGGUGAUGCCAUACUGUGCGAGGUACAAUGUACUCAGUGAAAUGUGCAGCCUGCAUCAUGAGGGUGCAGCUGUGUAAGUCCUCAGCUUGCACCUGCUCUCUGGUCAUAUCUUUUUAAGCAUAGAAUCAUCAGGUGAGUGUGGCUCAGAACCUCUGGGGCACAUGUUCAUAGAGUUGGUAUUUUAGCUUUUGGUAGUCAUUGUAUUGAAAUGGAAUCUGGAUUGAGGGAACUAACCAGCAUAAAUUAAUAUGUGCCACAAAGAAAAUCAUUCACUGGAAGUGAUGAUGGCUACAGAACAUCCAAAAUAUGAUUAAGCAAGGUGUCAAGAUACCAGUUCUGGAUAUUUGAAAUGCCAUGAGGAUCUGCAAGAGUUUCUUCACCAGUAUAAUACAGUAUGAAAAGAGGGAACAGUAGAAGCAGUAGCAGUAAUAAAUGAGAUUGCAUUCCUUUCAGUGUUGACAGUAAUUAAUUGAACAAGCAAACCUGAGGCAAGUAAAAGGAGGCUGAUGUACUAAACUGAUGUUUAUCAAUAGAUGCAAACCAUGUGUUGGUAAGGCUUAGAAUCUGGACGGGGUCAUCAUAUUUGAGUGGGAAAAGGUGCUUCUUACAGACAUCUCUAGAGAAUUGGGUGUACUUUGAAAGGAAAUGCAGGGUGAUGUCAUGUGCUAGCCCUUUUCAUAUGUGCACCUUUGGGAUUGUUUUGUUGCUCUGAAGCACAGAGAAUGUUCCAAAAUGACUUUGUUGUCUUCCUCCUCUUUUGGGUUGUACCAGUAAAUGCUUGAUGUGCAAUUGAUUACAUUUGUGUAAUCUAUAAAAUCUCAAUCUGUGGGUUAGCUUUGUCAUAAUGCGGUAAUAAAAUGUAAUGGUUUUCUGCUUAUGCAUUUCUGUGUUUUUUUAAAUUCUACAGGGUCAUUCAUAUGAUAAUCAGUCUUGUUUGUAUUACAUAUUCUGUAGAAUCUCUGUGGGUAGCAUUUGUAUAACCUUUCAAGAUGCAGCUGCUGCUUAUGUUAUUGAAUCCUUUUCAUUAUGCAUUCAUUACAGAAGUAUAAAUAAAAAUAGAUUUAAUAACAAUGGCAAGAGAAAUCUACUGCAGUCUGGGAUAUACAGAUGCAAUUUGUAUAGUCAUGCUUCAUUUUAUGUUCAGUUCUAAAGUUCAUAGGCAUUAAUACACCAAGAAUCUGCUGUAGAGUUUCUUAAAUUUAAGGCUGGCCUUCAUAGGAUGAAAGAAUGAGUUGGUGGAGUCUGGGAUUCCUAUUAAAGCUAACUGAUUAGUAUAUUAUAUUGGUAAGGGAAAGCCCUGAAAGAGAUAUUAAUUUGAGAGCGAUAGUAGGACAAACACUAUAAGAUUCUGAUUUGAAAAUAAUAUGUUAAAAAUCUUAAAUACUUAGGGUAUAAGGAUUUCUUGCUUGUCCAUGGAAAAUCUUAAAAAUAGAAGAGCUACCCCUCCUGCGAAACACUGCCUAUAAUACUAUACAUUUUAUAAUUUCUCAAGAUACAGCCCCUUCUGAGACUCCUCGACACAGAAGUUGGUCUGAACUGUGUGUGUGUAAGGUCUGAUUCCACCUGUGAAUGAAAGCCAUGGCAUGGGACAGAGUGAAAGCCAAGGCAAUGGGAGGAGGCACCUGACAGCAGUACCUGAUUUAUGCCAUAGAGUGACGAACAAGAAACCAGCUCAAGCAUCUAUUACGAAGGUGAAGCAAUUUGAAGGCUCCACGUCAUUUGUCAGGAGGACGCAGUGGAUGCUCGAGCAGCUUCGCCAGGUCAACGGUAUCGACCCUAACCGGGAUUCCCCAGAAUUUGAUUUACUAUUUGAAAAUGCAUUUGACCAAUGGGUAGCAAACACAGCUUCAGAAAAAUGCACAUUCUUUCAGGUUCUACAUCACACUUGUCAGCGAUACCUUACAGACAAGAAGCCAGAAUUUAUCAACUGCCAGUCUAAAAUUAUGGGAGGAAACAGCAUACUCCAUUCAGCAGCAGACAGUGUGACAAGUGCAGUACAGAAGGCAAGUCAGGCCUUAAAUGAGCGUGGUGAAAGGCUAGGUCGUGCAGAAGAAAAAACAGAGGAGCUGAAAAACAGUGCUCAGCAGUUCGCAGAAACUGCACAUAAGCUUGCCAUGAAGCACAAAUGCUGAGAUACUGCCCAAAGUGAAAUCUUCUCAAGAGAAGCUGAAGAGGCUACAAUCAGCAACUUUUACAGGAGAUUCAGUCUUCUGUGUGCUUUUUCCUUCUCGUUCAGUGGAGAUACAUUCUUUCAGUUUUUGUGCAGGAAAACGUGUUGCAUUUCUACUUUUCUGACUUACUUUUGUUCCUCUUUUUUAAUAUUGCUACACAGUCCUGCGGUACUUUCUACCUGUAUUUCAGUUGUGACAGGAGUGAAAGCAGACAUUGAAAAAGGACCAAAUGACAAGCUGAUCAAGAUUAAAAUUGUAAUAUUCUUCCGUGGUUAUACAAAAAAAAAGAUUGAACUGAUUGUGGACAUGUGUGUGGAAAUAAAAUCCAAAGAAGGGGUAUAAUUUUCUUCAUUUAAUGUAGCAUCAGCAGAAUGUGAAUGAAUGUUAGAAUUAAACAUCUGGGGUUGUAGCUAUAGUGGAGGACAAACUGCUUUGCCCUGGCAAGCAGAAAAAAUUGUUUCUUCUAACUGAUGUAGGAAGCGUUGCAUGUGCACCAGCAUUCAGAAGUGCAUAUCUGAAUUUCAUUCAUAUCAGCAUUUUACAUGUUCCUGUUUUCACAUUCACACUGAUUAUUUGAAUAGUAUGCUGAAACAUAGAGAAUGUAUGCUUGACGUUUCAAAAUUGAGGAAAAAAGUAAUUUUUACAUCUAUACGCACAUAGCUGUGUCUCAAACACAAUCUACAAUUUAGCAAUCUUGAUAUAAAAUAGCAUUUCUUUUUACCUGUGAUUGUGUGGCUAAAGGCCCAUGAAAAUGAGAACGAAAAGGCCUGAGAGGAUGAGCGUGUACUAUUUUCAAGACAUCUGUUUUUCAUAAAUUCUACAGUUAGAGUUUUUUGGAACAUUUCAGAAACUUUUCUGAUUUUAAUGACUUUUGUGUUAGCAAGUUGUCUGAUUUUUAAUAUAGAGGCUUUCACAAAAGUAUGUCUUGGUACACUAGAAUCACCUUCUAGUUUGAGUCUCAGCUUUCAAUACGUUAUCACUGGAAGGGUGACUCUACUUCAUCUGUAUUCAGUUUAUGCAAUAUCUGCAGCACUGUAUUACUUUUACAAAAAUAAGUAGGUUACCUUUCUCCUUCACAUCUGUUUUCUUAACAUUUUUAAGAUGGUCUAAUAUGCUUCAAGAAUGAAGAGGAAAAUAAAAAAGAGAAAAAUAUGUUGCUUUUUUUCUUUUUUUAUACCAGUAAGCUAGAAAAGAAAUCUUUGCAGAAGGUACAGCCUUCAUCUUCUGAAAAUGCCUGCUCUUCAUUUUUGCUCUCGUCUUACCAGAGAAAAGCUGGCAUUAUGUGAAUGUACUGUAUUCAUUGUAGAAUAUGAUUUUUGCAUUAUUAAUGACACAACAGUCUAAAAUCCUCAGAGCAGUGCUUGUAAGAGACAUAAAAGAUACUGUAGUAAUUGAGAAUAUUUUACUUAUUGCAAGCUGAAAUAACUGAAAAUCUCAUGGAAAUGCCCAUUUUGUAAAAAGAUGCUUGCCUUUUGGAAAGUAUUCUCAUUUGAACUAAGGACACUGUCUAGUUAGCUGAUUGCAUUCAAAUUUUACAUCUGUUUUGUUUGAGGGUUGUUUUUUUUUCCUGUUAUUUAAACAGUUUUGUAUGAAGCUUUUUAUUUAAUUUCACACUGGGGGUUGAGAGAAUGGGUCAUUUGUGUAGUACCAUGUGAUCAUUUAGCUCUAUUUAGCACCAGCUCCAAUAGUUACCAAAUCUAGCACCUACUGAAGUGCAAUUUGGCCACUUCUGUUGUAAAUCAGAACAGGUUCCUUAACAACACAAGUUCUGAACACUAUGUUGAGCUAUGUGUAAGUAAUGCUUGCCCUGGAAAUGUCUGAAUGCUAUUGUAUUGACUGAGUGUUUCUGCAAUGAACCAGGAAAAAAGUGUCUGUUUUUUUUAAAAUAAAUUAAACUCCUGCUAGAUACAAAAUGUUAGGCUAUUUUUUUUAAAAGAUGGGUUACAAAUCAGUCAGGGAGUACAUUUCUGACCACAUAGCUAUCUUCUUGACAUAUUUUCCACUCUUUUAAAACUAUAUUCUGAUGCUAACCUCACAAGUCUUUCUCCUGAGAGAAAGAAGUAGAUUCUGAACUGCUGCAAUCUAGCCUUGCAAAUAAUUAGAAGAAAUGUCUAAAACCCAGGCCAGAUAAACCUGAAGAUAAUUAGUUGUCUAAAUUUAGACAAAACGGCAUAUAUUUUCAAGUGUUUACAUAAACAUCAGCUGGACAGAACAGGAUCACAAUUGCACUGCUAAGUUCCAGACCUCUUGUGAGUUGAACUGUACUAAAACAUUGCUUUAGUCCCACCUGAGUUUUUCAGCAUUUUGGGUUGUUUUAUAUCCUCCAGUUAAGUGUAUCAUUUUUAUCAUAACUCAGGACUUUAAUCCAACCAUCAAAAGCCAUUUACUGUGGGAACUUUAAGUAAUAUAAGUCUUCUGAAUGAAGGAAAAGUGGUUUGUCUGUUUACUUUGUUCUUGCUGUUCAUUAACGACGAGGUUUUGUAGUUUUUAGAAAAAAAAAUCAAGGUGUAUAAAUGUUUAUCCAAAGGUAAAUCUUAGAGCUUUGCAGUUUCCUUCUGGAACUUAGCUUGUAGUGUAUACAACCUAGUAUUGUUAGAUAGUCAUGUACAUAACAUAUAUUAUGAUUCAGGUUAAUGUUUCAUAUGAAAGAAUGUAUUUGUAAAUUGUAACAAUAUUAAUAGUUUCUUUAUCUUUUUAAAGUUCUGAACAGAAUAAAAAUAAUGUAUUGUUAGACUUGACUGCUGUACUGCAAACUCUGUCUUAAAAGGCUACUUUUGUGUCUAGCAAAAGUUGUGUAUUAUGUGAAAUAUUAGCAAAAAUGUGUGCUCUUAAAACUGAUCUAAAAGGUAGGUAGGUUUUGCUAUGGUUUGCCAGAAUUGUACUACUUGCUGAUAUCUAUUGUAACCAAUUCCUUGGAAGUUCUCAAAGAUGUAGAAAUAAUUUGUGCCAUUUUGGGGAGGAAAAAAAAAGUGGGACCUGCUCUCUUGACUCACUACUGGAAAACCUGAUUUUUGUCAUUAAAUACUAUACUGUGAUGAAAA